Molecule: messenger RNA, 1478 nt
Organism: Cuscuta campestris
Lineage: Eukaryota; Viridiplantae; Streptophyta; Magnoliopsida; Solanales; Convolvulaceae
Source: the annotation of a GenBank genome assembly
ACGCAUAUAAAAAUCCACCCACACUCCUCUCCCUUCCUCGCUCUGCAUUCUUUUCUCUGAUUCUCUUUACUAUUCGCCGCCUGAGACUUUACUUUUUUGACGACAACAAUGCAAUCUUCACCCGAGAGCGACGUCGUCGUUUCUAUCCCCGGCGACUUGGGCGUUCUUGAAAGGCAGAGAGCCAUCUUCCAGCGCUUCUACCCGCAGCAGCACCACCACCCGAUUCCCGCCGCCGCCGGAGGGAACCCGUUUCCCGGCAUGCUCGACGACGCCAACUUCGCGUCCCACUGGAAUCUCGAUGACAGCUCCCCAAGGAAAGCCGCCGCCGGAGUUCUUUCGCGGUGCAACUCAUCCGUAACGGCCGCGCCGCCGACUUCUUUAAUAAAGUUAAACCCCCGGAGCGCCGCCCCCGCCGGGAAAUCGACGAGGAAGAGGAAAGCAGAGCAGCAGCAGCAGCAGCGUUGUUUGGAAGAAAAGAAAUCGGAAGGAGAGAGCUGGGAGGCACAGUCAUCGGAGAUCACCGUGAAAUCUGAAAGACAGACUUCCGGACACUCUGCUUCGAAACAGAGCAAGAAAGCUGCCGCCGCCGCCGCCACGGCUAAUAGUACAAAUUACAUUCACGUCAGGGCUCGCCGCGGCCAAGCAACCGAUAGCCAUAGCUUAGCAGAGAGGGCAAGGAGGGAGAAAAUAAGCAAGAAGAUGAAGUGUCUACAAGAUUUGGUGCCGGGGUGUAACAAAGUGGUAGGGAAAGCAGGGAUGCUGGACGAGAUCAUAAACUAUGUCCAAUCCCUCCAAAAGCAAGUGGAGUUCUUGUCUAUGAAACUUGCUGUCAUGAACCCCCCCACCAGGCACCACCACCACCACCACCUCGAUUUUGCCAUGGAUACCACCUUCUUCCCAAAAGAGGUGGCGGCGGCGGCGGCGUACAUGGGAGAAGAAGAGGAAGAAAGGAAUAACAAUGGAGGAUGAGGGACGGAGAGUGAGAAAGAGGAGGAGGAGGAGGAUGUUAUGGCGGCACAACAAAGGAAAGACAACCUUAACAACAGCAACAAUUCUUCCCUUUCCAUCGCCGACUUUUACCUCGACUCCUCCUCUUCUUAUUUUACGCAACUUUCUUCAAUGCAAGGGUGGGAAAGUGAGUGGCCAAUAAUAUCAGCAGCAGCCCCUUUCAGUGCAAGUUUCCACUGAUUUCAUUCAUCUCUAUAGGAAUCGAUGAAUGGAAGGAGUACAAAUGGAGAUAUGCUCCGAUCCGACGACGUGUAGAGAUAAUUUCUUCAUUAACAAAUUAAAAUGUUUCAUUAUAAAUCGUCUCUCUUUUCCCCUCUCCCACUUCUUCAUUCCCCCCUUUUUAUUUUUGCCCUAUUCUGAUCUGUCAUUAGUUAAAAUUCUUUUAAAUAUUGGAGAGAAUUUUGAUGGGUAUAUGAUGAAUGAGUGUAUGUGUGUGUGUCUUGAUGAUGAAAAAAAGAGGGAAACUUUUG